AUAAGGAAAAUUCCCUUUUACUAAGGAUGAAUGAUUUUGUGGUUGGUAAAAAAAGUUCUAAAGUCGAAGGAAUUUUAUCUAGACUUGCUAUGUCAGCAUCAAGAGGUAUGGAUUUAACAAAGGAAACUAUGUCUUCAGACUGUCAUAAACAAGAGCAACACCAACGGUCAGAAGAAAAUAAUUCACAACAUGAGUCACAAAAUAACUAUUUACAUGGAUCCGCUGCUAAUAAAUUGCCUUAUGAUCUCCUACAAAGUCUUUCCUCACAAAGGAUUUGGUGCCAAAGUAGAAAAAAACAACCAAGCUUCAUGUCACAAGUACUAAAAUCUGAGUUUGUUCCAAAUAGGACAUAUAAUCGUAAUACCAUCACUGUGAAUCCAGACUGCAGGUUUGGUAAGGUGGUGAUACCAUCUGAGUCAAAAAUGGCCUCUCAAGGAAUGUCAUCUAAUCAGAGGGCUUCGCAGGAAUUUGAUACUAUUUGGAAUAAUCUGGAACAUAUUUCACAGAAUGAAUAUGCACAAAUUCAUGAAAGAGGAAUUGCAUACGAAUUUAGGGAAAAUGAGCCUGAACAAACUUCUCUUGAAAUUCAAUCAUUCAGGAUUGGCUCAAAUGAUGAAUAUCCUGUGAGGAAUGAUAGCUUAACAGAUUUGCUUGUCACAGGAUCAUCAAGCUUAGCUCAGUUGUUAAAUCCCAUAAUGGGUCAGUCACACAAUCAGCUAGGUUUAAAUGACUGUCAGCCAAGUGUUCUUGGAAAUACCUGUAAUUAUGAUGAAGUACCUGUUUCAUCCACACCCUAUCCUCAUGACAGCAUCCAAUCUCCAAAACCAACAGUUCCAUCUAAUACAAAUUACCCUGGUGAUUACCACUUCGAAAUAUCAUUUGCACAACCCUCAAAGGAAACGAAAUCAACUACUUGGACAUAUUCCGAAAAAUUAGACAAAUUGUAUGUGAGAAUGGCUACCACAUGUCCUGUUCGAUUUAAGACAUUACAGACGCCUCCAUCUGGUUGCCAGAUUCGGGCAAUGCCAAUAUUCAUGAAACCAGAACACGUUCAAGAAGUAGUAAAGCGAUGUCCAAACCAUGCAACUGCUAAGGAACAUAAUGAAAAUCAUCCAGCCCCUGUACACAUUGUCAGAUGUGAACAUAAGUUAGCUAAGUAUGAAGAAGAUCUUUAUAAUGGGCGUCAAAGUGUGUUAAUACCACAUGAAAUGCCACAAGCGGGCUCUGAGUGGGUGAUCAACUUAUACCAGUUCAUGUGUCUUGGUUCUUGUGUUGGAGGUCCAAACAGAAGGCCUAUGCAACUAGUAUUUACGCUGGAGAAAGAUAAUCAAGUGUUAGGGCGACGGGCUGUUGAAGUUAGAAUAUGUGCAUGCCCAGGUAGAGACAGAAAAGCUGAUGAAAAAGCUGCUUGUUCACCUGCAAAACCUCCAAGCCCGCAAAAAAAUGGGUUUGCUCAGAGAUCAUUAUUAAUCACAAACGACAUAACAAAAGUAGCACCAAAAAAGAGAAAAAUUGAUGACGAAGUAUUCACACUUAAAGUGAGAGGGCGAGAUAAUUAUGAGGUGCUUAGUAAGAUACGUGAUGCAAUGGAAUUAGCUGCUCGAAUCCCAGAACCAGAACGUCUAUUAUACAAACAAGAAAGACAGUGGCUAUCAUCAGAUGAGGUUCCAGAUUCUCACUCCAGUCCUACGGUUUCCCAAGGUGUUAGUCCUGCCCGAAAGAAAGUGAUGAAACUGACCAAACUGAUCCUUAAAUGAACACUUGGAACUUAAACCAAGCUCUGCUAAUAUGUAUAAUUUAACAUAAAACAUUUCAGUUAUGUGUAGGCCUGACAAUAUCAAAUUUCACUCAGAGACCAAUGCUUAUCGUAUUUAAUUAUUGAAGGUCCUCACUUUAGGUUGCGUUGAUAUUACAACAGCACCUGUGAAUACAUGCCAGGAAAUAUGUCAAUAAUGAAGGAAAUACAUUUUUUAAUGACGAUCUACACCCAAACACAAUGCAUUGCUGCUAUUUUCUCAUUGUGGACUUCAUUCUUGUUGCCGUAAAUAAUUUACAUAUAAUGUUAUUUACAUAACAUCUUUUUACAAAUUCAUAUGUAUACAUUUUUUUUUUACUUUUAUAUCAUUUAUAGUCUUAUAUUUUUAGAGAAUCAUUGAAAAUCAAAAACCAUUUGCAUUUAAAAAGGUUUUUUUUUUAAACAUUUUUUUGAUAUUUGUUUUUCAUUUAUUUUUGAUGUAACUUGUAUAAUUAGUUUUAAUUUAUUCUGCAAGCAUUUGUUCAGUAUAUUGUUUUAGAAAAGAAAUGUUUCUAAUUAUGAAAAUAAUAUCUAACAUAAAAAGCACAAACCUUAUUAGGCAACAGAAUACAUUACAAAUUACUGUUUGAAUUCAGUUAAAACUUUUGAAUGUGAAAUAACUGAUUUCAGAUAUUUUCUUAUUAUUUGUAAUGCCGAGAAGUGAGCAGUAUUCAUUACACGAGGAGCUAGCACCAAUGUUUUGGUUUUCAAAUUAAGCUAUUUCACUUCACUAACCUUGUGAUAGAUGUGAAAGUUACAACCUUUCCCUCCUUUUCCAACAUUAUUUGGCUGAAGAAGACAAUGGAAAAAACCAGUGUAUUUUCUUCAGCACAUUGACAGACAUAACAGGCUACAUACUGAAGUGUGUAGUUUUUUUUUUAGCACAUAAACCUUAUAUUUAACUUGGCUUUACAAGUUUCUUUUCAGCUCUGUAUGGGGACAUUGUUCUUUCUAUAGACAAAAAAGUGAUAAAGUGAGUUAUGAAAUAAGAGAAUUUUAGUCUCUUGGUGCUUUUCUAAUUAUUAAGAUAUAUUUGUCUACGAUUAUAUUAUUUAGUUAUGAAUUACUUAAUGAAUGUUGUGUUAAUUUAUACAGUGCAGAAUAGUAUUCUAUAACUGAUGUGUAAAUCAUUUUCUUAAAUCUAACAAUGAAUUUAGUUAAAUCCAUUUAGCUUCAUAUUCUUCUGACUCUGGCCAACAUUAGUAUGCCUUAAAAGCAUAUUAUCUUAGGAAGUAGGUAUUCAUUUGAAGAAUGAACCUAAAAGAUCUCAAAUUAUUAAGUCAAAUACUGUUCUUUGUGUCUGCUUCACCCUGCUGGCAUGUGUUGGCUGAGUCUUUUUGAAGCAGUGUUUUCUGGUCGGGUACUCAUUUUGACACAAACCCUUAUAAGUUGUUUCUUGCAACAGACAAGUGUAUGAUGUACCUAUUGUAAAAACUGAAACACAGUGGAUUAAUCUAAUCAACCAGGGUCCAUAUGACCCUUAGGGAUCCUCAUAAAAUAUUGUUGCUAAAAUUUAUGUGCUGUAAACUUCUAUAAUACACAAAAUGUUUUAACAAUUUGUUUUAAUACAAUUCCUAGUAGUGUUUAAUUAUGAAAAUAUUAUAGGAUUUUUUAAACAUCGAAUGGCUAUGAAGGUCCAACGAAUCUUUCUGAUUUGGCGGACACCAUUUCUUAUUUAGUGUGUUUUCAACCGAAACACAUUAAAACUUUGUAUACUUGUAUAUUUUGUCUUAUAGAACAGAGAAAAUUUUUUACAUUCAAAGUUAUUUCAUGUUAAAAGUUGUCGUAUUUCGGUAAUUUCAACCAAUCACUGACGUCUAUUGAGGUGAAAACAAUCACUGCUGUGACUUGUCAACAAGACGUGGUGGUGUAAUGGGAUCUUUUCCCUUGAAUAAAAUUAGUGCCGUUGUUUGUCAACAACUAUCGGCGGUACUGUUAUUUAUGGCAUCGUUCAUGCGUUUGUACUGGUUUUAGCUUUAGGGAUUUAGGGUU
Messenger RNA from Octopus bimaculoides (California two-spot octopus), 3787 nucleotides. RefSeq names its product tumor protein 63. Gene Ontology annotation, biological process: protein tetramerization; apoptotic process; regulation of transcription by RNA polymerase II. Gene Ontology annotation, molecular function: protein binding; DNA-binding transcription factor activity, RNA polymerase II-specific; RNA polymerase II cis-regulatory region sequence-specific DNA binding. NCBI's taxonomy places the organism in Eukaryota, Metazoa, Mollusca, Cephalopoda, Octopoda, Octopodidae. The record is from RefSeq and is a predicted model, not a curated record. Gene Ontology annotation, cellular component: nucleus.